Thelazia callipaeda (thelaziosis nematode) is the source of this 1173-nucleotide messenger RNA. The record is from the annotation of a GenBank genome assembly. Lineage: Eukaryota; Metazoa; Nematoda; Chromadorea; Rhabditida; Thelaziidae.
AUGAAUAGAUUGACAUGGUAUCAACCAGGGGAAUAUAUGGAAGAUAUAAUAAUUCAAAGUGGUCAUGUGGCCAUUUACGAUGGGGAUACAAAACAGACAGCGUACGAACAAGGAACUGCUUCGCUUACGCUUCAUCGCAUAAUUUGGGCUGAUUCAAAUGACCCGGAUUGUCGCUUGAUAUUACAUCAUUCAUUGGUAGCUGGCAUUGAGAAACAUCACAAAUCGAUGUUUCGUCGCGGUGGAAAGAUAAUUCUUUCUUUACAUCCUAAACCCCCUGGACAACAAAAGGGCCCAUUUACUUCUUCGUCUUACAAUUUUAUUCGUCUUGUGUUUAGAAAUGGUGGUGAAGAUGAGUUUUAUGAAAAGUACAAGGAAGCAUUAGGACUAAACACAUGGGGAAAAAUACCAUCAGGAUCAACAUCUACAACCUUCAUUAGUUCAAGGAAUUAUAAUACUGUAACGCCUCGAGCUGUGGGAAUUGCAGGUAUUGAAAAACGACUUGCUGAAAAUCAUCAUCGGACUCAUGAAAGUAUAAGCCAGGCGUUUGAAGACAUGAGUCGCUUGAUGGAGUAUGCUCGGGAGAUGGUUUCUCUUUCAAAAAUUAUCACCGAUAAAUUACGGGCAAAGAAAGGGGAAAUAAGUGAUGACGAAACUGUACGUUUCAAAGCGUAUCUACUUAGUCUCGGUGUGAGCGAUCCAGUGACUAAAUCAACAUUUGGAAGCAGUGCUGAAUAUUAUAAAAAGCUUGCUGAGGAAUUGGCGGCAGUAUUAUCUGCACCUUUAAAAGAAUGUGGUGGCAUGAUGGCAUUACCAGACGUGUACUGUCGUAUAAACAGGGCUCGAGGUUUGGAACUGUUGUCUCCUGAAGACCUUUUGAAUGCAUGCCAAAUGUUGGAAAAUAUGAAUUUAUCCAUAUCCUUGAAUCGAUUUGAAAGUGGCGUUAUGGUUGUGCAGCUAAAGGAAAUGAGUGUAGAGACCACAGUUGAUAAUACUACAGAGUUGGUGACGGCUAUGGGUACUUGUAAUGCUACGGAUUUGGCAAAAUGUCUGGGAAUUACAGUUAUCCUUGCUAAGGAAAGAUUGCUUGCGGCGGAAGCACAGGCAAAACUUUGUCGUGAUGAUACUGUGGAAGGUCUUACUUUCUAUCCAAAUCGUUUUCUUACUUCAAGUUAA